AUGGAAGAAACGAAAGAUGUUGUAGGAGGGACGGCGGGGUCGCGGGGUCGGUGGGGGCGCGGGCCGGGGGCCGGGCACCGCUGCGGCACGUGCGGGAAGUGCUUCAGUAGCCGCAGCCUGCUGGCGGAGCACCACAACGUGCACUCGGGGGCGCGGCCCUACCGCUGCACACUCUGCCACAAGGCCUACGCCUCCAAGUACACGCACCAGGCACAUCUCAAGACACAUGCGGUUCGACCUCGUCCGUUUAAAUGCAAUCAAUGCGGCAAAUCGUUCCUCACGCAACAAAACCUCAAUCAACAUGAAAAGACUCAUUCCGGAAUCAAAGAUUUCAUCUGUAAUAUAUGCAGCGAGCGUCCGUUCUCGUGCGAGGAGUGCGGCGCGAGGUUCACUCAGCGCUCGAACCUGCACUCCCACCGCCGCGCCACGCACUACAACGACACCAGGCACCACUGUACCCUCUGUCCCAAGAAGUUCAAGCGGAGGAGGUUACUAGAGUACCACAUAAAGGCGACGCACACGGGCGAGCGUCCCCUGAAGUGCAACGUGUGCCAACUGUCCUUCGUGUACCCCGAGCAUUACAAGAAACAUGUCCGCAUACACUCCGGGGAGAGGCCCUACGUCUGCGAGAUUUGCGGCAAAUCGUUCAACUCUCGCGACAACCGAAACACGCACCGCUUCGUGCACAGCGACAAGAAACCUUACGAGUGCGUCGCCUGCGGGGCUGGGUACAUGAGGAAACAACUGCUCUACGCCCAUAUGAAUACCAGCGGUCACCUGGCGGAGUCCAUCGUUGUCAAUCAACCUAGAGUCAUCAAAGUUACGGAAAAUGGAACUAGUUCGCAUGCUACGGAUAUAACUGACCUAGACACAAAAACCAGUAAAUUUGAUGCGAUAUUCGAGGCACAGACUGAAUUGGAGGCUAGCAUCAAGUCCGUGAAAUCAGAAGCUGACGUGAAUUUAGAAGAUGCCAAAUUCUAUAUUACUGAAGAUAAGAAAUUAAUAUUGCAGGAUAGUGAUAACAUAGGAGAGAGGGCCGACGCGACAAUUUUAGAAGCUGUCAAUGCUGAACAAUUGUCUGAACAGACUGAAAUCGUAGCUAAUGAUGAGAAUGGAGGCAUGGUGCGACUGAUCCAAAUCAAAUUACCUGACGGUAACAACGGAUGGGUGGCAAUCAAUCGCUGAAACAUUUCUGCCGGGCUAAGGACUCUGCCAAACACCGGUCAAUGGGAACUGUUAAUUUAUAUUUUAAUGCCCGUCUUUACAUACGUCUUUACGUCUACAUAAUCACAUAUUUUCGUCUAUGUAUUUGUCCUAUCUAACUGACG
Messenger RNA from Spodoptera exigua (beet armyworm), 1328 nucleotides. The record is from the annotation of a GenBank genome assembly. NCBI's taxonomy places the organism in Eukaryota, Metazoa, Arthropoda, Insecta, Lepidoptera, Noctuidae.